AUGAAUACAUGUACUAACAAUCAGUUGGGUUUGCCAGUUGGUGCCGUCGUCAACUGUUGCGACAACUCUGGUGCUAGAAACUUGUACAUCUUGUCUGUCAAGGGUUUCGGUGCUAGAUUGAACAGAUUGCCAGCUGCUUCUGCUGGUGACAUGGUUAUGGCCACCGUCAAGAAGGGUAAGCCUGAGUUGAGAAAGAAGGUUAUGCCAGCUAUCGUUGUCAGACAAUCCAAGCCAUGGAGACGGAAGGAUGGUACUUACUUGUACUUCGAGGACAACGCCGGUGUCAUCGUCAACCCUAAGGGUGAGAUGAAGGGUUCUGCCAUCACUGGUCCUGUUGCCAAGGAGUGUGCUGACUUGUGGCCAAGAAUUGCUUCCAACUCUGGUGUUGUUGUCUAA
Molecule: messenger RNA, 396 nt
Organism: Australozyma saopauloensis
Lineage: Eukaryota; Fungi; Ascomycota; Pichiomycetes; Serinales; Metschnikowiaceae
Gene: RPL23A
Product: 60S ribosomal protein uL14
Exons: 1
Coding region: 1-396 (131 amino acids)
Biological process (GO): translation
Cellular component (GO): cytosolic large ribosomal subunit; ribosome
Molecular function (GO): structural constituent of ribosome; large ribosomal subunit rRNA binding
Source: RefSeq, a predicted model, not a curated record